GUGAGUUUGAAGUCCUCCUUAUAUGUGGAAUUACGGUAAAACAUGGCCAACAGAGAAAGCAGGAAGUACUGAAGCAGACCAUGUGCUGCAUAUGUGUUUCUGAUGCUGUUUAGCGCAUGGAAGUGUUCUCAGGCGAGGCGUGAAGUCCAUUGCUGUGUGUAAUCAUGAUAACACCGGCGUUUGAACUGAGCCAAGAUGCUAAUUUCCUUACGCUGAUUAUUCGUGUACCCUACACCAGAACAUCUGAGUUUGACAUCUACAUCCAGGAAGAAGAUUUGAAGUUCUAUGCCAAGCCAUACUUUCUCAGGUUGACUCUGCCUGGGAGAAUAGUAGAAGAUGGCCGGGAAAAAGCUUCAUUCGAUGUCGAUAAAGGUCUCUUCACGCUGCAUGUCCCUAAAGAGGCGGCCGGACAGCACUUUGAGGGUUUGGAGAUGCUCACCAGUCUCCUGGCUCCUAAAGGCUCAAGAUCAGCCAAACCCCUGGUGGAGGACACAGGUGUUCUCUCAGAGGCCUGUGGUGGAGGAUGUGAGGAGGAUGAUGAAGAGGAGGAGUUUGAUUGGCAGAUAGAACAGGAGAUGUACACCGAAACCUCAGCGGAGACGCUGAAAGAAUACCACAAGUAUGGCUUUGGAAACCUCAGGUCUGGAGUCUUCACUAGACUGCAAGAGGAGCUGAAUGAGGUGAUCGACGUGAAGGAUCCCGACAACACCGCUCCUGAGCUCAGAAGACGCAAUCGACUAGAUGCAGAGACUUCAAUGUUUUGUACUGACCAUUAUAUGGUCAAUUUGUAUGAGGACGAGGAGGAGAUCAGAAACCUGCUGAAGUUUAAACCGUGGUGGAGAGAACUGAGCCCCGACUCUUCAGCAAACUCUGACACCUCAAUAACUUUCACAGAAGAGGAAAAGGAUCAGAUGAGGAAAUUCACAAACCGUUCGUACUUACUGGAUAAGAAAGCGCGCUUCCACGUCUGGCUGGGUUUGGUGGACAUCAUUCUGGCGUAUGUCUAUGAUGUGCGCACUACAGAGGGAGAGCACAAUGUAGAGUCAGCCUGGACCAUCAGGAAGCUAAGCGGUACUCUCAGCUGGCUGGAGACGUAUCACUCGGUACAAGAUGUGCUGGUGUCUUUCGGCAGGAGGACUUUGUGCUACCCGCUCUUUCGGCAUUUCUCCCUGAUCACAAGAGCUGUGAGAGACGUUGCUUGCAUUUUUCAGUCUGGGAAGGCCUGCAUCUUGAAAUGUCUGCUAGCCAUCCAUAAGAUCUUCCGGGAGAACGAUCCAGCCUAUAUCCUCAAUGACCUCUACAUCACGGACUACUGCAUCUGGAUCCAGAGGAUCAAGUAAGUUCAGUCCAGUCCA
Rhinichthys klamathensis goyatoka is the source of this 1355-nucleotide messenger RNA. RefSeq names its product SHQ1, H/ACA ribonucleoprotein assembly factor (gene shq1). The transcript is spliced from 11 exons. Bases 165 to 1340 code for a protein of 391 amino acids. Gene Ontology annotation, cellular component: nucleoplasm; cytoplasm. The record is from RefSeq and is a predicted model, not a curated record. Lineage: Eukaryota; Metazoa; Chordata; Actinopteri; Cypriniformes; Leuciscidae. Gene Ontology annotation, biological process: box H/ACA snoRNP assembly.